GAGAUUUUUUCUGAACACAAAGUCAAACAGGCAUAGUGAGAAAGUUUUUGCCUUUCUGGUGAAGAAGGUCAAGGAUGGCAACCCUGGGCACGGAGAGUUUCAGGAGUGGCACUCCGACCCAGACACCAGAGGGGAAUGUGGUGAUGAACUUCAGCUUUGAUGGCUACCCACUAGAGGAGGAAGAGCCACAGAAUAAAGGGCGGCAGAGACAGGACAGUGGGAUGUCCAUAAUCAAUGAACCAGACAUUGAGUCACAGCCCAAGGACAGCUAUCAUGGCAUUUACUUUGCAAUGCUUCUGGCUGGAGUUGGAUUCCUACUGCCUUACAACAGCUUCAUUACAGAUGUGGACUAUCUACACCAAAAAUAUCCAGGGACAUCCAUUGUGUUUGACAUGAGUCUCACAUAUAUCCUUGUCGCUUUGGCUGCUGUGAUUUUAAACAAUGCUUUGGUGGAGCUGCUCAGCUUGCACACCCGCAUCACUGUCGGUUACCUGUUUGCUUUGGGACCCCUUAUGUUUGUGAGUAUCUGCGAUGUUUGGCUGGAGCUUUUUACAGUACAGCAGGCAUAUGCCAUCAAUCUGGCAGCAGUGGGGACGGUGGCUUUUGGCUGCACAGUGCAGCAAUCGAGUUUCUAUGGUUACACAGGGAUGUUGCCCAAACGCUACACACAAGGGGUAAUGACGGGUGAAAGCACUGCUGGUGUGAUCAUUUCCCUCAGCAGAAUUUUCACCAAGCUCCUGCUUUCUGACGAAAGGAAAAACACCAUUGUCUUCUUCUUCAUUUCAAUCGGAAUGGAGAUGAUGUGCUUCAUCUUGCAUUUGUUGGUGAAACAAACACAGUUUGUGCGAUACUAUACCUCCCAUAGUAGUAGGGGCCAUGAACGUCUAAAGGGCAAAGGUCAUGUGGAUCAGGGCCCAGGCUACCGCGUCCAUCAUAAUGUCAAUACAGAGGAAGAAAACGGUAUAGUGGAAAGCCCCCAAUCCGACGGAGCAGAGCAGGAUAUUCCAGCGACUGCAGCUUACAUGAGGUUUGAUGCACCAAAGUCGAAGUUGAGGAGAAACUGGCCAGGAUUCAGAGAUAUCGUUCUACACCGAUACACUGUGGCCCGUGUUAUUUGGCCAUAUAUGCUUUCCAUAGCUCUAACGUACUUCAUCACACUCUGCCUGUUUCCUGGAUUGGAAUCUGAAAUUCGGAACUGCACUUUGGGAGAGUGGCUGCCGAUUCUCAUCAUGGCCAUUUUUAACCUGUCUGAUUUUGUGGGAAAGAUACUCGCAGCUUUACCUUAUGACUGGAAGGGAAUUCAUCUCCUCAUCUGUUCCUGCACCCGGGUUAUCUUCAUCCCACUCUUCCUCCUGUGUGUGCUCCCAAGUGACCGGCCUGGUUUCAAUCAUCCUGCCUGGCCUUGUGUUUUCUCUCUGCUAAUGGGGAUUUCAAAUGGCUAUUUUGGCAGUGUGCCAAUGAUCUUAGCAGCAGGCAAAGUCAGCCCAGAACAGAGAGAGCUGGCAGGUAACACCAUGACUGUAUCCUACAUGUCGGGACUAACUUUAGGAUCUGCAGUGGCCUACGUCACGUACAGCCUGACCAGUAUGUCUCAUACUUCAUGUAUUCACACUGAAACAAUCAACGCUUCUUUCACCACAGGAUUCUAAGCAAAGACUCUCUUCACAUUCUCACUAGGGGGUAAAUGGAGAAAUGCUAAAGGGUAUUUAUAUCAUCCAAUGGAAACAUUGCUUGGUGCGCGUCAUCUUAGACACAUUAACUUGUAUCCCCAACCUGUCUGGGACUUGGUUCCUGUUCUGCCCAUCCUACAGGAUUGGAUGGGAUCAUCUAUAUGGACACGAAAAGCUUCUGAAGAAGCUGGAAGAGGAAGUGUUGCCCAACAGAAUCAUGGACAUGCCUUUCUCUCGACUUUUCUUAAGACUUUAAAGAGUCCUGAAAUUUCAUCUAAGAGUGCCUGCUCAUUGUUGUUUUGUCUGCCAAUGCCAACUGUUUAUAAUUGUGUUUUUUCAUUUACAGAGUGGAACUGUUGUCCCCUUGAGUGCAGCUUUCUUAAGCAGCGUGGAAGAAGUGGGUGUGGGGGCCUGUAAUUCUAUGGUUUAAUAUUCUGUAGCAUUUUUCAGAUAAAAAUCUGAAUGUGAAUUUGUUUAAA
This is a messenger RNA of Carcharodon carcharias (great white shark), 2149 nucleotides long. RefSeq names its product solute carrier family 29 member 4a (gene slc29a4a). Gene Ontology annotation, biological process: nucleoside transmembrane transport. Gene Ontology annotation, cellular component: plasma membrane. Gene Ontology annotation, molecular function: monoamine transmembrane transporter activity; nucleoside transmembrane transporter activity. The coding region runs from base 75 to 1649 and encodes 524 amino acids. The transcript has 12 exons. The record is from RefSeq and is a predicted model, not a curated record. Lineage: Eukaryota; Metazoa; Chordata; Chondrichthyes; Lamniformes; Lamnidae.